GCAGGCGGCAGGCGGCAGCAGCGAUGGGCAACAGGGUUACCCGCGAGGAUUUCGAGUGGGUUUACACGGAACAGCCCCACACGCAGCGCAGGAAAGAGAUCUUAGCGAAGUACCCGGCCAUCAAGUCUCUCAUGGGGCCAGAUCCCCACUUGAAAUGGAUAGUGACGGGGAUGGUGUUCACCCAGCUUCUGGCCUGCUACCUUGUGAGGGACCUUUCCUGGAAGUGGAUCUUCUUCUGGGCCUAUGCUUUCGGGGGCUGCAUCAACCACUCCUUGACCCUGGCCAUCCACGACAUCUCCCACAACGUGGCCUUUGGCAACAAGCAAAUCAAGUGGAACCGGUGGUUUGCCGUCUUUGCCAACUUGCCCAUUGGACUCCCCUACUCUGCCUCCUUCAAGAAGUACCACAUAGACCACCACCGAUACCUUGGCGGAGACUCGUUGGAUGUGGACAUCCCCACGGACUUUGAGGGCUGGUUCUUCUGCACUCCCUUUCGAAAGAUGAUCUGGCUUGUCUUCCAGCCCCUUUUCUAUACCUUGAGACCGCUCUACGUCAACCCCAAAACAAUCACCGAGAUGGAAAUACUUAAUGCUUUGGCCCAGUUCUCUGUCGACUUGAUCAUCUACUACCUGUGGGGUUUGAAGCCUGUUGUUUAUUUAAUAGCAGGGGCGUUGCUUUGCAUGGGCUUGCACCCUUUUUCGGGGCACUUCAUAGCAGAACACUAUAUGUUCCUGAAAGGGUAUGAAACAUAUUCCUACUACGGACCCCUCAACUGGAUCACCUUUAACGUGGGCUAUCAUAUGGAGCACCAUGAUUUCCCCAGCAUUCCUGGAUCUAAGCUUCCAAUGGUAAAGAAGAUAGCAGCAGAGUAUUAUGACACCCUGCCUCAGCACCAGUCUUGGGUUCGAGUUAUCUGGGACUUCAUUUUCGAUGACUCCAUCGGUCCUUAUUCAAGGGUGAAGAGAACAUGCAAGCUGGCAUCAGACUCUCGAUAGCCGCGCACUCUGCCCUUCCCCCUUUAUAACCUUUGCACCCUGUAUACUUCCCCUAUCUAAACAAACAUAAACGAGUCUGUUCUCUGAGCAGAGCGUGCCCGGUAACCACAUAAGAGCUGAUGUUAUAUUUCUGACACCCAAGGAGUUUUUGUAACUUCAAUAUGAAGAAAUAUUACAAUGAAGCCAGUUGGAAGCACCUGAAAAUGUAUAGUAUAGUUU
Lacerta agilis (Sand lizard) is the source of this 1214-nucleotide messenger RNA. RefSeq names its product delta 4-desaturase, sphingolipid 2 (gene DEGS2). Gene Ontology annotation, cellular component: membrane. NCBI's taxonomy places the organism in Eukaryota, Metazoa, Chordata, Lepidosauria, Squamata, Lacertidae. Gene Ontology annotation, biological process: sphinganine metabolic process; ceramide biosynthetic process. The record is from RefSeq and is a predicted model, not a curated record. Gene Ontology annotation, molecular function: sphingolipid delta-4 desaturase activity. The transcript has 3 exons. Bases 24 to 995 code for a protein of 323 amino acids.